Phoenix dactylifera (date palm) is the source of this 985-nucleotide messenger RNA. RefSeq lists its product as uncharacterized. Gene Ontology annotation, cellular component: cytoplasmic dynein complex. Lineage: Eukaryota; Viridiplantae; Streptophyta; Magnoliopsida; Arecales; Arecaceae. Gene Ontology annotation, biological process: microtubule-based process. Gene Ontology annotation, molecular function: dynein intermediate chain binding. The record is from RefSeq and is a predicted model, not a curated record.
CUGCCUAGAUUUACGGCAGAAGAACCUUUUUUAAGAUGAAGUGUAUCCAGGCAGUCAAAGUACCAUAAAUAGGAAAUAUCUAGAAAUAUCUAUUUGUUUGCUUGAACUGAUCCGGCAACUAAUACCUGCCUCACCUCCAUUAUCCGCAACACUGUUGUCUCCUUGUGGAGGAUGGAAAAAGAAAAAGAAAAAGAAACGGCUAUAAAGAUGAGUCUGCUCCAACUCAGAAAAUUCCUGGCACCAAAUUCUUUUGAUAUCUCUGCAAGAAAAGAAAGAAGAAUACAAGACAGAAUAGAAGGUAAAAGAUGUUAGAAGGGAAAGCAACGAUCCAAGACACCGAUAUGCCAAUAGAGAUGCAGUUCCAAGCCAUGUCCUCCGCUUCGGAAGCUCUCGACCUCUUCGAUGUCUCGGACUGCACAAGCAUCGCGGCUCACAUCAAAAAGGAAUUUGACAUGAUAUAUGGGCCUUGCUGGCAGUGUGUGGUGGGAUCAAGCUUCGGCUGCUUCUUUACCCACGCGCAAGGGACCUUCAUCUACUUCAGCUUGGAAUCUCUCAAGUUCCUCAUCUUUAAAGGAGUUGCAGCAUAGCACAUACCUGGGUCUUUCUUUACCCACGCGCAAAAGACCUUCAUCUACUUCAGCUUGGAAUCUCUCAAGUUCCUCAUCUUUAAAGGAGUUGCAGCAUAUAUAGCACAUACCAGCUGCGUCUUUCUUUUUCUGAAGGUGAAUAACUGCAUUUUUUUUGAGCCUACGAAGAUGGAAGAAUAAGAACCGGGAUACCAUACGGUCUUUCGUAAAAAGUUGGAAGGAACUUGCGCGCAUACUUGUAGAUAACUUUCCGUCGUAUGUACUAGUGUUUGUGUCAGCCAUGUUGGCUAUUGUCGAUGAAGUAAUUUGAUCUGCAUCUUUUUCGGACCCAGUUUUAACUGGCAUUGUUACUAUUUACUGGACUCCAAAUCUAUGUUUAGAAUGAUCGAAUCAAUUCA